CACCUCCCAUCCCAUGGUACAUGUUGAUAUCACACGAUACGUGCACAUAUAUAAGACCGAACUCGAUCUCCACACCACACGCCAGAGAAACCAUGGAUGAUCACGAAAGAGUCACGACGAACGUGUGGGGGAGAUCGACCAGGCCGGCAAGGAAAGCUAGCUAGCUCUACCAGACGAACAACUAGCGAGAGGAGGAGAUCGAGAAACAUGCAUGCAUCAUACCAGCUAAAUGAAUGAAUAGGAAGGCCCUGGUGGUGGCAGCAUGGGGGCUCUGCUCCUGGCCGCGCUGCUGCUGCUGCUGAUCGUGGUGAUCGCGCUGUGGGGGCGCCUCGUGCGGCGGCCGCGAGCCGUAGCGCGGUCGCUGGCGAGGCAGGGGAUCAGGGGCCCGGCCUACAGGUUCCUGGCGGGGUCCUUGCCGGAGGCGAAGCGGCUGGCGGUGGCCACCCGGAGACGGGCUCCGCCCCUGGACGUCGGCUCCCACGACAUCAUGCCCUUCCUGCUGCCGCCGUUCCACAGAUGGGUCGCUGAUUACGGGACAACAUUCCUGUACUGGAUCGGGCCAAUCCCUGCGAUCUUCUCCGUUGAUCUAGAGUUGAUCAAGGAGGUGCUUACAGACAGGACGGGCCUGUUUGCCAAGGAUUUCAUGGUCCCCAUUCUCAAAGUCCUCUUGGGCAACGGGCUCAUAUUGGCAAACGGGGACGACUGGAGACGGCACCGGAAAGUUGUCCUCCCAGCUUUCAACCACGAGAGGAUCAAGAGCAUGUCGGCGGUGACGGCAGAAGCUACGGAGCAGAUGACGCGGCGAUGGCGUGACCAGAUACUGCAAGGCGGCGCUCACCAAGCAGCGGAAAUACAUGUCGACCGCGCCAUCUCCGACCUGACAGCGGAGAUCAUCGGCCGCGUGGCUUUCGGCACGAGCCACCACGAAGCCGGCGAGGUCCUCCUCCUGAUGCACGAGAUGCAGGAGAUGGGCGCCGCGGCCAUGCUGGAUGCCCCGAUACUCUGGCAUCUGCCGACGCGGCGCAACUUAAAGGUGCGACGUCUGGACAAGCUGCUGAGGACCAAGAUCAUGGCGAUGAUGGAGGCGCGGGUGGCGGCCGCCAAAGACGAAGACAAUUGCAGCAGCGUCCAUGGCGGUGGCGGUGGCUACGGCGACGACCUGCUCGGGCUAAUGCUGGAGGCGUGGUCGCCGGAGCGGCAAGGGAGCGACGCGACGUCGACGCUGACAACCGAAGAGGUGAUCGACGAGUGCAAGACCUUCUUCGGCGCGGGGCACGAAACCACUGCCACCCUCCUCGUCUGGACCAUGUUCCUGCUCAGCACGCACCCGCAAUGGCAGGAGAAGGUCAGGGAGGAGGUCCUCCGCGAAUUCUCCGGCGCCGACGACGGCGGCGUCGUCGUCCCCAACUCCGACGUCCUCGCCAAAUUGAAGUUGCUUCACAUGGUUCUGCUCGAGACGCUGAGGCUGUACCCCCCGAUCGUGUUCAUACAACGGACGACCUCCUCGGACGUCGUGCUCAGGGGCAUCGAGGUGCCCCGGGGCACAGCGAUAUCGAUCCCCAUCGGCAUGCUGCAGCGGGACAAGGAGGUGUGGGGCUCCGACGCCGACGAGUUCAACCCCAUGAGGUUCAAGAAUGGCGUCUCGAGGGCCGCCAGGGACCCCAACGCGCUGCUGUCUUUCUCUCUGGGACCGAGGGCCUGCACUGGCCAGAGCUUCGGCGUCGUAGAAGCGCAGGUUGUCAUGGCGAUGAUCCUCAGGAAGUUCUCCUUCUCCCUGUCCCCCACGUACGUUCACAAGCCAAAGUAUGUCGUCUCGUUGACUCCCAAGAGUGGGAUGCCGCUCAUCUUAAGGAACCUCGAUGGGUGAGAGAAGAUUGCCUAUAGGUUUCUAGCUAGUAGUGUACUAUGGACAAAUUUGCAUCGACAUACCAAAGUAUUAGUUUUUUAUUAGAUAGGUUAGUUCCGUAGCGGGUGUAUGUGCUUUGCAUAGGUUUCAUUUAAAUGUUUAUGAAAUUUAUACUCCUUCCAUUCUCAUUUUCUAUAUAGCUAGUUUGACUGUACAAGAUCAAUCUGUAACCAUUAUUUUUCUAUAAUAUUUUGAAAAUAGU
Molecule: messenger RNA, 2108 nt
Organism: Setaria italica (foxtail millet)
Lineage: Eukaryota; Viridiplantae; Streptophyta; Magnoliopsida; Poales; Poaceae
Product: cytochrome P450 709B2
Exons: 5
Coding region: 263-1867 (534 amino acids)
Molecular function (GO): oxidoreductase activity, acting on paired donors, with incorporation or reduction of molecular oxygen; iron ion binding; heme binding
Source: RefSeq, a predicted model, not a curated record